Molecule: messenger RNA, 664 nt
Organism: Hippocampus comes (tiger tail seahorse)
Lineage: Eukaryota; Metazoa; Chordata; Actinopteri; Syngnathiformes; Syngnathidae
Gene: tmsb2
Product: thymosin beta 2
Exons: 3
Coding region: 124-261 (45 amino acids)
Biological process (GO): actin filament organization; regulation of cell migration
Cellular component (GO): cytoplasm
Molecular function (GO): actin monomer binding
Source: RefSeq, a predicted model, not a curated record
GCAAGCGUGCACUCACCGGCAGAUACACUCAAGCUCCCCUCUCACUCUCUUUAACGCCACCCUUCCUUACUCUCCUCUCCGCCGGUGGAUUUGAGGCCGCUGUUCGCGUGAAACCUCGUCAAAAUGUCCGACAAGCCUGAUAUGACUGAGAUUUCCCGUUUUGACAAGACAAAGCUGAAGAAGACUGAGACAAAAGAAAAAAACCCUCUGCCCACCAAAGAGACUAUUGAGCAAGAGAGAAAAGGAGAUGCCACACCUUGACUACUAAGCACAUGAAGAAAAGAAGCUGGGAUGCCACGGCAAAAUGCACUUUCUUUUAAUUAUUACACUACUCAAAUCUCCUACUUUGGUCUUGAAAAAGGGUGCGCUGAGCUCCCAGGGGGUUUUACCCUUACAUGGGGUCUCUUUACCCCUUGAGAGGAAAGCGAUAGCCUGGUUGCCUGUCUCAUUCUGUUAGCUUGUAGCUAACAGCUCACCAAUAUUGCCAAACUGGUGAGUGGUGUUGUGAUGUAGCGUCAAAGAGGCGGGUAACCAGGCCAAGAGUGGAUGGGGGUGGGGAGGUCUCGUAAAAAAAGGAGAACCAUUGGAGCCAAACUAUCAAGGAUGUUUUCUUAAUAAUUUUUUACUUUUCAUUUUGAAAUAAAUAUCAAGAUGUGGAACCUAA